GAGGCUGCUGGCGGAGGCCGGAGGAUCGGGCGGCGGCGGCGGCGGCGGCUGGAAGGGCGGCGGCGGGAGCGGAGCGGGACGAGAGAGCGAGAGGAGGGGAGUGAGGAGCGAGCAGUGAGCGCCCUGCCGCCCGCCUGAGGAGCCGGAGCCGCCCGGGCCCUUCCAACGCCGCCGCCGCCCGCCCGCCCGCCUGCUCGCCCGCGGGACAAAGCCGAGAGUCCGUGCCAGAGCCAUGUCCUCGUCCGCCGGCAGCGGCCACCAGCCCAGCCAGAGCCGCGCCAUCCCCACGCGCACCGUGUCCAUCAGCGACGCCGCGCAGCUACCUCAUGACUAUUGCACCACGCCCGGGGGGACGCUGUUCUCCACCACGCCGGGAGGAACUCGAAUCAUUUAUGAUAGAAAGUUUCUGUUGGAUCGUCGCAAUUCUCCCAUGGCUCAGACCCCACCCUGCCAUUUGCCCAAAAUUCCUGGAGUCACCAGCCCUGGCACCUUAAUCGAAGACUCCAAAGUAGAAGUAAACAACUUGAACAACUUGAACAAUCAUGACAGGAAACAUACAGUUGGGGAUGAUGCUCAGUUUGAAAUGGACAUCUGACUCUCCUGCAAGGUGUAGAAGAAAAGCAGCAACGUGGAUUCCUGUGUGUACCUGAUUUCGCCAAUUACAUCAAUAAUUGAAAGACAGAAGAUGCAGUACCAGCAGUCCCCAGUGCAGCCUCAUUCCUCCCCCCCCCCUUUUUGGGUGCCAAAAGAGUGAUAAGCUUCAUCUGACCAUUUCUUCUCCCUGUUUGUUGCCCUUUGUCCAAUUAGACAGAUUAGUUUGAGGCCCUUGGUUAUUUCUGUAGAACUAAGCAAUCUUAGAGAAAACAGUUAAACUGGCUUCCUGGUCAUUUUCUAUUGAGACUCUCUUUUUACUUUCAGAUUUAUCCCAAAUAUAUUAUCAAUCUGUCUACAGCAUUCUGACUAGGAUGUCUGGGGAAGAGAUAUGUCUCCUUUCCAAUAGCCCAUUGGUGAUUAAUUUGGUGCUGGGGAUAUGAUUUUUUUUUUUUAACUCAAAAGAGAGCUGCUUUCCCUUUUGCCUUGCUGUUUGUCCUUAGGGACAGCGCAGCUUGCACAACUCUAGUAGCAUUACCCUGUGACACUGUUUUGAUGUCUGCUUCCCCUCUUUCCUCUGGGAGGAAUGUCUUGUAUCUUUGGUAUUCUAGUUUAUCUUCCCAUUCCUUUUCUUAAGACAUUUGUGCAGUUAUGCCUAAACUUUUCAACAGAAGAGAGCCCUUGGUACCCAGUGAUUGGCUCUUCGGCUGUUUUUAGACCUGCUUACACCUUGUUACUGACAGAGUCUUCUUGUACUGUGAUCCAAGUGAUUUUGUUUGCUCCCAGUGCAGGUCCAUAGAGGGACUUGGGCCUCUACUUGGUGAAUACAGCCUGAUUGUGGUAUUCUGCCAGAUAAUACCUGAUAAUGACCUCUGAAGAAUGUUAAACCAAUUGAGUACCAUGUCUCUGUAGUCACCAUGUUAAAAUCCGAUGAACACUGAUAUUUUUGGUCUUGGAUUGCAGUUUCUUACAUUUAAGUUUAAAGUCGACUUUCAGAAUACUCUAAGAAAAUAAUUACAUCUUUCCCCCCAAUAUGGUUCUACUUUAGCUGUUGGGGUAGAUAAGGGUGGACUUAAACUUUUUUCUUGCCAUUCCUAUUGUACUCUGAAUUUUCCCUUUCCUUUCUCCCCUCCUUUCUUUUCUCCCUCUUUUUCUCUUUCCUCUGCCAGGCCAUUUUUCAAAUAUUCAUCAAAGAUACCUUAAGUGUUGGUAUCUGAUAAUAUCAUUCCUCUUAUCUGAGGAAGGACCUUUUAUUUUUAAGAUGACUACAGACAAACUUAUUUUUAGAUACAUUUCAGUACAAUUUUGGGCAGCAACUUUUAAACUAAACAUCUUGCAGUGUUAGGAAGGUAAAAAUGUCCAUAGGCAAAUCUGCUGUUCCUGUGUCACUCACUGUCCUUUGUCUCCCCCACUCCUUUCUGAGCUCUUUUUUGCUUGAGUUUUGGGUGUGGAUGUGUGGAGUGUGUGAAACUGGACCAUUCUGCCUUGCUAUGGAUUGUUCAGAAAAGCUUCAUUGGCGGCCUAGGCAUUUUCAUUAUUCUUCCUCCCUAACCUACUCUCCUGGUACUAUAAUCUAGCUUAGUAAUCCCAGGAGAGUGAUUCCUUGGAAGAAAGACUGAUGCAUUGUCCCUUCAAAGGAAGACAAGGAGAGUAGCCACUGGUGUCCUGGCAAUGUCUGGUUGGACUGGAAGCCCUGCCUUGUAGUAAGAGAUCAGAUGCCAAGGUGAGAGGAACAGACCUGCUGGCUAGGAAAAUAAAGCUGUUUUUCUUUUGA
This is a messenger RNA of Perognathus longimembris pacificus (Pacific pocket mouse), 2365 nucleotides long. RefSeq names its product eukaryotic translation initiation factor 4E binding protein 2 (gene Eif4ebp2). Gene Ontology annotation, biological process: negative regulation of translational initiation. Bases 233 to 595 code for a protein of 120 amino acids. Gene Ontology annotation, cellular component: cytoplasm. Gene Ontology annotation, molecular function: eukaryotic initiation factor 4E binding. Lineage: Eukaryota; Metazoa; Chordata; Mammalia; Rodentia; Heteromyidae. The record is from RefSeq and is a predicted model, not a curated record. The transcript is spliced from 3 exons.